Messenger RNA from Ostreobium quekettii, 2097 nucleotides. The record is from the annotation of a GenBank genome assembly. NCBI's taxonomy places the organism in Eukaryota, Viridiplantae, Chlorophyta, Ulvophyceae, Bryopsidales, Ostreobiaceae.
AUGGGAGAGGACAAGAGGCAGAAGGCUGGUGCAGUCGAUGCCGUAGACUCCAAGGGCCUGCAAGAUAAUGGGGGAGGCGCGGGUGGCCAGCACGAGGAGAGUGCCGGCGGCGGGGGAGGGCGGCGGGGGAGCAGCAGCGGGAUGCGCAGAUAUACGAGGGAGUGGCUGUUGGAGAUCAAGGCGAGGCCUGAAAUGUCCAAACCUCCAUCCGGUUUCAACGCAGCCCUGCUGAAGCCUUGCGAACCGAAUAACGAGCGCCCCCACAGCGGUUGGCGUGCCAGGGAAGGGAGGGAGGGUUGGCAUCCCCCUGCUGGGGCCAAAGGCCAGAUCCACAGUCGCCUUGUUGAUGAUGGAAAAAUGGAUCCACCUUCGAAGAGUGAACAACCAGGCGAUGGCAAGUGGCUGGCGACAAGGCCUAGCUUCAAGGCUGAGGGGGGAUUUCCAGCAAACCCUCCACGCCGCACCCGCAGUGAGCAGCCCGGUCGUUGGGAUUCAAACAAGGCAGCAGAAGAAGCAAGGAAUGCUGCUUCAGCGGCCGAGCGCCGGGCACCUCCUGGAAUGGAGCGUCGCUCAUCAGAGCGCACCAAGGGGGAGCGAUGGGGAUCUUACGGGCACAGGGACAAGUCCCAAUUUGAGAAAGAAGGUGGUGGAGGUGGUUUGUCAGGGGAGCCUGAAUGGAUGCACGAUGUUGGUGAUGGUGACAAUGGAGGAACGAGCCAGCAAGAUAGGGCAGCAUUCGAGGAGCAGCGCAAGAAGUUCAAGGAGUCGUGGUCAAAGAAGGGGGGAAGCGCACAAGGAGCAGCGCAGGCUUUAUCAGACCUGUUUAUGUCAGAUGAUGACAUCAACAAGAUGAUGCAGGGCGAUGAGCGUAACACUCCCCCACCUGGUUCUUCAACUGCUGUCUCUGCUGGAGUUGCCGCCAGUGGAGCUGAUGGAGUGAGGCCAAGUGUGGUCACUUUCAGCUUUGACUCGUUUAAGGAGGCAAUCAAGCAGGCGGGUGUCCCAAACCUGCCCCCGCUGCCAACAACUUUCAGCACUGUGGACGAGAUCGAGAGGCAGCAGAGGGGCCGAUUGCCACAGCGAGGAGGUGCACCAGGGUUCACCCGUGGCCAGCACCUUCAGGGGAUGCCCCAAUUUCAGAUGCCUCCAAUGCCGCAGCAGUACAAAUCGGUUGGUGAUCUAGAGCGAGAGCAGUAUGGAAUCGGAAAUGGGGGGCAAGCUGGAUUGCAAGGGGCAACUGCACAGCCCACUGGCAAUGGCUCCAUGGACGGGGCACAUUUUCUGCUUUCUCUCCUGAGGGGUCAAGCCAAUGCAGCAAACACGCCACAACCUGGCGUUGGUGGCAUGCACAGGAGCUCGCCAGCAGGCCCGAUGCAGCCCCAAUAUCUUCCUGGCGUGACGCUCCCAUCGCCUGGUCAAGGCGGUGGGGCUCUUCGUGCGCUUUUGGGUCAGCAGCAGCAGCAACAGCAGCAGCCCACACAACUGCCAAGGCAGGACAAUGUGCUCGGCCGGCUGUUUGCUGCUGCGGCGCAGAAGAACGCACCUCCCAGUGCAGGUGUGCUGCCCAACCCCUUGCUGCAGCAGCAUGGCCACCAAGUCAACUUGGGUCAGCUGCAGUCACAGGGCGCUAACUUCCCAAUGAUGCCCAACAUGCAGCAGAAUCCUUUCAUCAGGUCCCAACAAGGGAACCCUCUCGUGGCCCAUGACCCUGGACGUGCUAUGGCCAGAAAUGCGCAGCUGGGAGGCGGCUUCCCCAGCGGUCUGUUCCGCCCUGCUCCUCAGGCAGCGACGCAGCCAGGGCCCAUGCUGUCACAGUACAGCGUCCCGGGUGCGCCUCAGGGGCAGUUCUUGGGGCAGGCGCAGAUGCACGGUGGAGUGCCAGGCCAUCAGGACCCAAUGCUGGUGCACCCCAACGCACUUGCUCAGCUCCAGGGAAUCCAGAGCAGCCAGGCUGGGCAGCCUGGGCUUGAGAGGUUCUUCAAUUUGAAUUCUGUGGGUGGGCUGCAGCCAGCAAACUUACAGGCGAAGCCCAUGCAGGUGCAACAAGAUCGCCAGCGGGCCUUGGAAGAACUUGCCAGGGGUAUGGCAGCAAGGUGA